This is a messenger RNA of Orbilia oligospora ATCC 24927, 855 nucleotides long. RefSeq lists its product as uncharacterized. Bases 1 to 855 code for a protein of 284 amino acids. Lineage: Eukaryota; Fungi; Ascomycota; Orbiliomycetes; Orbiliales; Orbiliaceae. The record is from RefSeq and is a predicted model, not a curated record. The transcript has a single exon.
AUGGACCAGAUUCCAGCCGGUGUCGGAUCCGCUUUGCUCAAUCUUGGGAUACUGAUUGGGCUAGCGAUCACUCAGAUUUCUAGUCUCAAGAAAAAGGUUCAGUAUGCCCAUCGUUUACUCGAAGACCUGAACCGAGACUUCAAAGAUACCGAACGGCAAAUAAAUUCCCUUUGCGAAUUCCUUGAGCUAGCAGAGUUCUCACCAGAGCGCCAUCAUCAAUGCAAAAAUCAUCUGCACGACUUGCUCCUCAAGGCCAACAAGCUCAUAAACCUAAUCGACUGUAUCGAAAUGAAGUUAACACAAAGAAGCUUCUUUCGUAGGUCGAAGCAUCGACUAUCUCUUGUAGAUAGCGAUCUCGGCGAAGUUCGACGAAAUAUCGAUAAGAUAAACGGAACUAUCACCGCCAUCCGACAAGAAAUGAUACUCGCAAUUAUCAUCAGUAACCGAGACGAGAAUCGAAUGCAAACCCGAGAGGUUAGAGAAGACAUCCAAAGGGUUAACCGCAACAUAACUGGGACCGACGCCAAACAAAUCCGAAAGAUUUAUAGAGUUGUGGCCGUGGAGUUGAUGUAUCAAUCAAACUUUGUCGCAGCUGGUCCAGCGACGGGUCUGCGUUCAGGGAACCCACAAACAAAGGCUUUAGAAAACUCGAACCCUCCAGUCGCACCAAUUGGGAUUACCGAAGCUUUACCAUCCCGAGGUAUCUCUGGCGUGCAAAUAGACUUCGAUAUUCCAGCAUCUACUGAUCUGACAGAUGUCACAGAAGCAUUUAGUAGGAUUCUAGGCAGAUCGGCCUUGGAUAGAUCUAGAUCUACCUAUAGUCAAUUUUCAGGGAUUGUAGAGCUCCCAGCUUAG